UCGGCCAAUCGCGAGAGGGUGAAGACCCCUUCGUUGCUCACCUCGUCACCAACCAACCCCACCCCCCAACCCUCUCUCUCCCUCUCGGCCUCUCCGCUUCUCCGCCCACCUCACCUCGCCGCCGCCGCCGCCGUCGCCGCCGCGGCGCAGGCAGCGGAGCUCGGCGCGCCUCGGCCGCGCCGUCGUCUACCGUGCGGGCGCCGCUCCCGCGUCGCGCCUCGCGCGCGCGCGCGAGCGCGAGCUACCCUCCUCUCUGUGCAUCUGGCGACGACUCGGUAAGGUUAGGGUUGUGCGCCGCCCAUGCGCGCGGCUCCCUCGUCGCCACUGCCUCCCGCUCGCCGUGUCCUCUGCCACGGGCGCGGGUACCCUCCCAUCCGGCGGAGUUGGGAGUCGUGCCUAGGGGGAAUCUCAGCUGUCGGGCCACCGAUCUACCCUCCACGGUGUUGCUCUAAGUCCGUGAAUAGCUCUCUUUGUGAUAUAAAUCUAAAUGUUCACUUGAAGCUGGAAGUCUCUGCUGAAGCGUAGAAUCGUAGAUAAUUCCUGCACUCAGUUUUGAGAAAACUGGAGGUCUCAGAAAUUUAGCAGCUUGCUUCUUUCUUUGUUGCAUCUAAGAAUUGAUGACCUCAGCCUUCAACGUUACUUGAAAUUCAAGGUCAUACCGAUAUGCACGCUUCGAGGAUGGAACAAACUACAGGUGUUAGUGGCCAUGAGCACAUAAUUGAUAUUCCAAGGGACAGUGGUCCAUCUACUUCGACUUCCCAUAGUGUUGCUAGAGAAAACCAUGGAGAACCAAAUCCUGUUGAUAGAUCUGCAACCAGAGCGCUAGUACCUGCUUUGCAGGCACCAUCAGCAGUUGGUGCACCUAGUGCAGGACAUACUUCAGGUGCUAGAAGAAGUGAUAACUAUGUUCGCCGGCACAGAAGCCCUUUGAAUUCUGGACUCUGGAUUUCAAUAGAAGUUCUUGUCAAUGUGAGCCAAAUUGUAGCUGCUAUUGUUGUGCUUUCUCUUUCAAGAAAGGAACAUCCGCAAGCUCCAUUAUUUGAGUGGGUCAUAGGUUAUACAGUUGGUUGUUUUGCUACACUACCCCAUCUUUAUUGGCGCUAUAUACACCGCAAUAUUGUCAAUGGUGAAAAUGAGCCAGCACAUACACUUCAAGGCUCCUCUCAGAACAAUUCAACUGAGCCUUCUGCUAGUGCAUCAGAGCGUCGAAGGAAUGCUGCACGAAAUGCAGUGCUCGCUAAUCCAAGGAUUAAUGCUCUUUUUGACCACUUCAAGAUGGCCUUGGAUUGUUUCUUUGCUGUGUGGUUUGUCGUAGGAAAUGUGUGGAUAUUUGGCGGGCGUUCUUCUGCUGCCGAUGCUCCAAACUUGUACAGGUUAUGUAUUGUGUUCCUUACCUUUAGUUGUAUUGGGUAUGCCAUGCCUUUCAUCCUCUGUGCAAUGAUAUGCUGCUGCCUGCCCUGCAUCAUAUCUGUUAUGGGAUUUAGAGAAGAUACAAACAAUACAAGAGGGGCUACCUCAGAAUCCAUCAAUUCUCUUCCAACAUACAAAUUCAAAACCAAGAAACGCCGUCAUAGUUCAGGAAAUGAAGCUGAAGGCCAAGAUGGUGGGAUAGUAGCUGCAGGGACUGACAAGGAGCGGUCACUAUCUGCUGAGGAUGCUGUUUGUUGCAUCUGUCUUGCAAAGUAUGCACACAAUGAUGAGCUUCGUGAACUUCCCUGCACACAUUGUUUCCACAAGGAAUGUGUUGAUAAAUGGCUGAAGAUUAAUGCACUUUGCCCAUUGUGCAAAUCUGAGAUAGCGAGCUCAUCUGGAACAUCUGAUACUCGUCGCUCUGACCACACAGAUAUUCCUGUGCAGGAGAUUGAAAUGCAUUAGGGUGAUCUGCUUUCUGAGGUAAUACGGCAGAAUACAGUUACUUGUGGUGACCGUGUGCUUGUAUAAAGUUCAAGCUUUGAUAUGUGGAUUGUAAUGAUGCAUGGGGUUAUUUUUGUUGCUGUUAUUUUGGAGAAGACAGUUCUCACUGUCAACAUACACGAGGAAAUAUACAAUAUCUACUCGUUCCAUCAGAGUAGUACCCUGUGUUCUGUGGAGUUUGCACUAGAGUACUGCUACUUUCUAGUGGAAAAGAAGUCGACCAGGCCAAUAUAUCUGGAUGACUUCAGCAAGCUUUCCUAUUGUACUACGCUUGCAGAAAUGGCAAUAACUGAAAUUAGAGGUGGAUAUUGCUAUCAAAAGUGGUACGUGCCUUUGAUAACUGAUUCGCUCAUUCGUAACUCAUUUGACGAUGUUGCAUGUAUUCUGCACUAGAUAACUUGAUAACCUGAAGAAAGUAUAUCGUUUGUAAACUUUCCGAUA
This is a messenger RNA of Oryza sativa Japonica Group (Japanese rice), 2355 nucleotides long. Its product is annotated as E3 ubiquitin-protein ligase At1g63170. The record is from RefSeq and is a predicted model, not a curated record. NCBI's taxonomy places the organism in Eukaryota, Viridiplantae, Streptophyta, Magnoliopsida, Poales, Poaceae.